AUAGCAUCAGUAGUGUAAAUCGCCGGAGAGUUCCUUCGUCAUGAUUAUUAAGGCCGCCGUAUUAUUUGUCUUGCUGAUAGCAGUGGCCGCCAGACAGUCAUACCAAGGAUAUAAAGUGUAUGAAGUGGAACAGAAAACUAGGAAUCAAGCUGAUUUCUUGUAUCAACUGGAACAAUCCAAUGCCAAUUUGGACUUUUGGCAUCUGGGCAAGCAACUGUACGACAAUGCGCAAGUAUUGGUUCCGCCACAAGAGCAACGCUCCUUUGUUGCUGAUUUAAUGCGAAACGGGUUUCAGUUCAAUGUGCUGAUUAAUGAUAUUGAAAGCACCAUCAACGAGUACGAAGCUGCAGUGCCAAGAAAGUCAACGUCUGCUGAAGAUAAGAUAUUGCACAACUAUUUUCGUCAUGCAGAUGUCAACCAAUAUCUAGAUGAGCUGGCCGAGAAAUAUUCACCAAACGUUAGCGUUGAGCAGAUUGGAACUUCCUACGAAGGCCGUUCAUUGAAAACCAUUACCAUUAACGCCAACGAAGCAAAUCCGGUGAUUUUCCUGGAUGCUGGCAUCCAUGCUCGCGAAUGGAUCGCUCCUGCUACUGCCCUCUAUGUGAUCAACCAGCUGGUCGAACACGCAAACGAAAAUUCGGAUGUCCUGUCGAAUGUAACCUGGGUUAUCCUGCCGGUAGUAAAUCCCGAUGGGUACGAGUACACUCACGAGCAUGAUCGUUUUUGGCGCAAAACUCGCAAACCAGCAAGUAAUUGCAAGGGUACAGAUGGAAAUCGUAAUUUUGAUUUCCAUUGGGGAGAAGUUGGUGCUUCGACUUCCGCCUGCGCAGACACCUAUCGGGGAGACACUCCAUUUUCCGAACCGGAGACGCAAGCCAUUAGGGAUACACUGAUCAAAUUGAAGAACCGCUGCAAAUUUUAUCUUUCGCUUCACUCCUAUGGCAACUACCUGCUCUAUCCUUGGGGAUGGACAAGCGAACUUCCCGAUACGUGGAAAAACAUAGAUGAUGUAGCACAGGCAGGAGCAGACGCUAUCAAGGAGGCAACCGGAACUCGUUAUACGGUAGGUAGCUCGACUAACGUGUUGUAUGCAGCUUCUGGGGGUAGCGAUGACUGGGCAUUAGCCGUAGCUGGUGUUCCGAUCGCGAUCGUCAUGGAGCUGCCCGGUGGCGGUUUCGGUGGUUUCAAUCCACCUGUGAGGACUAUCGAGGACAGCGUAAAGGAAAGCUGGAUAGGAAUCAAAGCAAUGGCACUUAAAGUUUUAGAGGUUUAUUAAAAGUUCUGGCAUUAUUUGUGUUAGUAAAAAUUGUUCCUAGAUCCUAGUUACUCAUUUUUGUAAUUAAAUCAUUAUCCUCUCGAUGAAAGAGGGACCUACUAGGUAUAUGUGAGGCAUUUCCAGCGAUUAUUACUGUGAGAACUAGCAGAAUCAAUAAAUAAAACUAUGCAAAUUUCAUAAACUCGGUUCAACCUACAUAAGCUC
Sabethes cyaneus is the source of this 1480-nucleotide messenger RNA. RefSeq names its product carboxypeptidase B-like. NCBI's taxonomy places the organism in Eukaryota, Metazoa, Arthropoda, Insecta, Diptera, Culicidae. The transcript is spliced from 3 exons. Gene Ontology annotation, biological process: proteolysis. Gene Ontology annotation, molecular function: zinc ion binding; metallocarboxypeptidase activity. Bases 41 to 1276 code for a protein of 411 amino acids. The record is from RefSeq and is a predicted model, not a curated record.